Molecule: messenger RNA, 8102 nt
Organism: Wasmannia auropunctata (little fire ant)
Lineage: Eukaryota; Metazoa; Arthropoda; Insecta; Hymenoptera; Formicidae
Gene: Tor
Product: serine/threonine-protein kinase mTOR
Exons: 7
Coding region: 578-7888 (2436 amino acids)
Biological process (GO): protein phosphorylation; negative regulation of macroautophagy; TOR signaling
Cellular component (GO): nucleus; TORC2 complex; TORC1 complex
Molecular function (GO): protein serine/threonine kinase activity; protein-containing complex binding; protein binding
Source: RefSeq, a predicted model, not a curated record
GCACGGACACGCACCACAAAUUGUGUAUACCCGCGGUGCAGAGAAGUGAAUGUUGCUAUGUAGUUUGCAUCCACCUCUUCAGGGGGUGUUGGCGUACGAGGGCAUUUUGACGUAAUAGGCAAAAGGCCAUCAUGUCCGCUCUCGGGGUUCUCUCUGCCUCAACGCAUCUUCGUUUCUGAGGUUAUAAUCCUCGCGCGUUCGGAAGAAAUAUUUGUACUCCAAGUACUUGUCACAGGACAUAACGAGAGUGCGACGUCCGAGUUACGCAACAGAAUUGCGAAACUUCGUUGUUCGUUAACAGACAAGUGAGAGACAAGUGAGUAGCAUUAUGGACGGAAAAUGCCGGUGAUCGGGGAUGUUAUUGCGUAUAUUGAAUUGGCUCAACAUCUGCUGGGUUGAAUGAAAACACGUCGAAGGCUCUUUCCGUCGCGAGAAUGGAGGCAUUUGUAUUGCGGGCGACGAUGCUGCGCCGCAAAAAGGAAUCCACAUAGUGCCAAAGCGUCAAAUGAGAGGAAUUCAAUGGAGUCUGGACUGUUUCGUUUUACACCCUGAUUUAUAUACGCAAUUCUGAGCCACAAUGUCGAACACUCUGAUGCAGCAGUUUGUUCAGCGACUCAAGUCGAGAAAUGAGGAGGCGCGCAACAAGGCGGCGCGCGACCUGUGCCUGUACGUCAAGCGGGAACUGCGCGAGGCGUCGCAGGAGGAGAUCACGGCUUUCAUGGACGAAUUCAAUCAUCACAUAUUCGAAAUGGUAUCCGCCUCCGACAUUAACGAGAAGAAGGGAGGUAUAUUGGCCAUAGUUUGCCUUAUAGGUGCGGACGUGGGUAAUUUUAAUACGCGGACAGUGCGAUUCGCUAACUACCUUAGAAACCUGAUACCAUCCAAUGACGUGGGCGUCAUGCAGCUAGCCGCGAAGACUGUCGGGAAAUUGGCGCUGGUCUCCGGUACUUAUACAGCCGAAUACGUCGAGUUCGAGGUGAAACGUGCCUUCGAGUGGCUCGGCGCGGACCGACACGAGGGCAGGAAACACGCCGCCGUGCUCGUGCUACGGGAACUCGCCGUCUCCGUGCCAACGUACUUUUUCCAACAAGUCACGCCGUUUUUCGAAUUGAUAUUCAACGCUAUACACGAUCCUAAACCGGCUGUACGGGAGGGCGCGGUGGAAGCCCUGAGAGCAGCCCUGGUGGUCACCGCUCAAAGAGAAACUGUGAAGCAGAUGCACAAAUCGCAAUGGUACAAACAGUGCUACGACGAGGUCAUAGAUGGAUUCGAGGAGGUGCACACGAAGGAGAAGGGUAUUAACCGGGACGACAGGAUACAUGGCUCGCUGUUGGUGUUGAACGAACUUCUGAGAUGCAGCAAUGUCCAGUGGGAGAGAAACUACGAGGCUCUAAUGGAGAGAUUGAACGGUUCUACGCAAAAUGAAAACGAUAUAAUUUGUUUGAUGCCGCGCUUGAAGACGACGAUCGGAUCGAAAUGGGCCGGAGCCAACCAAAAUGCGACCACGUCCCAGCACACGUUGUAUCCGGCACACGAGUCGACCGUUUGCCGAUGCUUGAUGCAGGAGAGACUGGACGAUAUUUAUAAUGACGUUAUGAAUCAAAAGAUAUCUAGGAAUCCGCACAUUCAGCACGCCCUCAUGAUGUUGUUGCCGAGGCUCGCUGCAUUUAACAAGGAGAAAUUUAUAAGGGAUCAUUUGAAAGAGUCUCUGGCGUAUCUUUUGCUAAUUCUACGCAGUCGCGAGAAGGAUCGCUACGCCGCUUUCACGUCGAUCGGCUUUAUAGCCGUGGCGGUGGAAGACGCGAUAAAUCCGUACCUGCCGAAAAUCAUGGAAGUGAUCAAAAGUUUGCUACCGUCUAAGGAAACCCCGAGCAAGAAGCGCACCUCCCUGGAGCCGGCGGUGUUCGUCUGCAUCACCCUGCUCAGCCACGCGGUCAAGCAGGUCAUCGCUUCCGACGUCCGGGAUCUGUUGGAGCCCAUGUUUCAAACCGGAUUAAGCCCGAUCUUGACCACGGCGCUCAGAGAGCUGGCGCACAGCAUUCCGUCUCUGCAGGUGGACAUAUCUCAAGGUCUCUUGCGAAUGCUGUCGCAAGUUUUAAUGCAAAAGCCCCUGAGACACCCCGGCGCACCGUGGACGGCGACCAGUCCUAAUUCCGCGUCGGAUGACGUUUCGUCGACGGUUCUCGCACUGAAAACACUAGGUACCUUUAAUUUCGACAAUAAUCCGUUGUUGCAGUUCGUGAAGAGAUGCGCGGACCACUUUUUAACGUCGGAACAGGCGGAGGUCCGAUUGGAAGCUGUGAAGACGUGCUCUAGGUUACUGAGAUUAACACUGAAUCAGUCUGGUCCCACGGUAACCACUACCGUCUCGACUGUCCUGGGUAAAUUGUUGGUAGUAGGUAUAACCGACACAGAUCCUGACGUUCGUCUGUGGGUGUUGGCGUCGUUGGACGAUUCCUUCGACGUCCAAUUGGCGCAAGCGGAAAAUUUGUCCGCGCUGUUUAUCGCCAUGAACGACGAGAUGUUUGAAAUAAGGGAGCUAGCGGUUCGUACUGUUGGGCGACUCAGUACGCUGAAUCCGGCUUACGUUAUGCCGUCGUUGAGGAAGACUCUGGUGCAAUUUCUGACGGAAUUGGAGCACUCGGGAAUGGGCCGUAACAAGGAGCAGGCUGCUCGUAUGUUGGAUCACCUGGUGGUGACUGCGCCGAGGCUUGUUCGACCAUACAUGGAGCCGAUCUUGAAGGUUCUCGUCCCGAAGUUGAAGGAAUCCGAUCCGAAUCCCGGCGUUGUGCUAGCCGUCUUACGCGCGAUUGGUGAUUUGGCGGAGGUCAACGGCGCCGAGAUGCAGCAGUGGAUGACCGAUCUCUCGUCGAUAUUACUGGAAAUGUUGGUGGACGCCAGUUCGCCCGAGAAAAGAGGCGUAGCAUUGUGGGUGUUCGGUCAAUUAGUCGGUAGCACAGGCCACGUUGUAAAACCAUACCUACAAUAUCCAUCUUUGCUGGACGUUCUUAUCAAUUUCCUCAAGACCGAGCAACAGCCGAUUAUCAGGAGAGAGGCCAUUCGAGUGCUCGGACAGUUGGGUGCGUUGGACCCCUAUAAACACAAGAUGAAUCUCGGGCAGAUCGACUCUCAAUUGGACACGCUCACCUCGAUGGCGGACACCAAGAACGAUGUGGAGAGCACGCAGGAUUUGACAACUAGUGAGAUGCUGGUGAACAUGUCACCGUCCUCAUUGGAAGAAUUUUAUCCAGCGAUCGCCAUUACGACGCUCAUGCGAAUUAUUCGCGAGCCGACCUUGUCCCAGCAUCACACCAUGGUAGUGCAAGCGGUGACCUUUAUAUUCAAGAGCCUCGGGAUAAAGUGUGUACCGUACAUCUCGCAGGUCAUGCCGAGCUUCCUGAACGUCGUGCACACGGCUGACAUAAAUUUCCGAGAGUUCCUGUUCCAACAAUUGGCCGUUCUCAUCGCCAUCGUGAAGCAGCAUAUACGCAACUACCUGGACGACAUAUUCACUCUGAUCAAAGAAUUCUGGACUGUGAAUAGCCCUCUGCAGAGCACGUUGAUUCUUUUGGUCGAGCAGAUCGCAAUGGCCCUGGGCGCGGAAUUCAAGAUUUAUCUGCCACAGCUGAUGCCGCCGAUACUCAGAGUACUGACGCACGACAGCAGCAAGGAUCGCGCGGUGACGGUGAAGCUGCUCCUGGCUCUGCAGACAUUCGGGAACAAUCUUGACAAUUAUCUGCAUCUCGUACUUCCGCCGAUCGUUAAACUGUUCUACGCAAACGAUUGCCCGAUAGGCGUAAAUAAGGUCGCUCUCGAGACGGUCGAUCUUCUCGCGGACACGUUAGACUUCACGGAUUUCGCGUCGAGAAUCGUUCACACCUUGGUACGUACGUUGGACCAGUGCCCGGAAUUAAGGAGCACGGCCAUGGACACGCUCUGCGCAGUCGUGAUGCAGUUAGGCAAGAAGUAUCAGAUUUUCAUCGUAUUAGUUCAGAAAGUUAUGACAAAGCACAAGAUAGUUAAUUCGCGAUACGACGUUCUGGUGGACAAGAUACUCACGGACUCGACUGCGGCAGACGGCGAGGAUUUCUUGCUGAUGAGAAUGCGGCACUCGCGCAACAAAAAUCGCGAUCUCUCCUUAACGCCUUCGGAAACAAUUAAGAAACUGAACGUUUCAGGGCCGAACUUGCAGAAGGCGUGGACGGCGACUCGACGAGUAUCCAAGGAUGAUUGGCUCGAGUGGUUGCGAUGCUUCUCCAUCGGUCUGCUGAAGGAAUCCCCGUCUCCUGCUCUGAGAUCCUGUUGGGCGCUGGCGCAAACCUACGCCGUGCUACCGCGCGAUCUGUUUAACGCGGCUUUCGUCUCGUGCUGGUCCGAACUUCAUGAAUCUUACCGCGGAGAACUGAUACAGACUCUACAUCAAGCAUUGAUGGUGCCCGAUCUGCCUACCGAAGUGACACAGACCAUCUUGAACUUGGCCGAGUUCAUGGAGCACUGCGACAAGGGUCCCCUGCCGUUGGACAAUAAGAUACUCGGGGAUACGGCGAUGCAUUGCCGUGCGUAUGCCAAGGCGUUGCACUAUAAGGAGGACGAGUUUCACAAGAACAGAAACAGCAGCGUGUUUGAGUCCCUGAUUUCCAUCAAUAAUAAACUUCAACAGAAGGAGGCGGCCGAGGGCCUGUUAGAAUACGUGAUGAAUCACAAUCAACAAGAUCUCAAGGUCCAGAUACGUUGGUACGAGAAGCUUCACAACUGGGACAAGGCGUUGCAGCUGUACCAGGAACGUCUGGAGAGCGAUUCUACAGACGUGGAGUCUACCUUGGGGGAGAUGCGUUGUCUCGAGGCUCUCGGUGAAUGGGGUCAAUUACACGAGAUCGCUACAAAAUGGUCGAAUCAGAGUGACGAUAUCAAGCAACGGAUGGCGAGAAUGGCGGCGGCUGCGGCGUGGGGUUUGAGUCAGUGGGAAAGUAUGCAAAAGUACGUUUCGCUGAUACCGAAGGAGACCCAAGACGGAGCGUUUUACAGAGCGGUACUGGCGAUCCACGACGAGCAGUACAACGUCGCGCAUCAAUUUAUCGACAGCGCCAGGGAUCUGAUGGACACCGAGCUAACUGCCAUGGCUGGCGAGAGCUAUCAGCGGGCAUACAACGCCAUGGUAGAGGUACAGAAAUUGGCAGAGUUGGAAGAAGUGAUUCAGUUUAAACUGGUGCCGGAACGUAGAGCGGCCAUCAAGGCCAUGUGGUGGGAGAGGCUUCAGGGUGGGCAAAAGAUCGUGGAGGACUGGCAGAAGAUCAUACAGGUACACACGCUGGUGGUCUCGCCGCAGGACGACAUGUACACGUGGCUCAAAUACGCCAGUCUCUGCCGGAAGAGCGAUAGCUUGAUGCUGUGUCACAAGACGCUGGUGAUGCUGAUGGGCACGGAUCCAUCUUUAACUCCGGAUCAGCCGCUGCCGACUACUCAUCCCCAGGUGACCUUUGCUUACUGCAAGCACUUAUGGGUCGCGAAUAAACGCGAGGAGGCUUACAAUCAGCUGCAGCGAUUCGUGCAGACCUACUUGCAGCCGACGACGGCGGCGAUAAUAAAUCAGGAGGACGAGAAGCAGUACGAAAGUAAAAAGAGAUUGCUUGCCAGAUGUUAUCUCAAGCUCGGCGAGUGGCUGGAAUCCCUGCAAGGUAUAAAUGAACAUUCUAUUCCCGCGGUACUGUCCUACUACGCCGCGGCGACGGAGCACGAUCCCACGUGGUACAAAGCUUGGCACGCCUUCGCCUACACCAAUUACGAGACCGUUUUGUUUUACAAGCAUCAGCAGGGUAGCGAUUCUACGCCCGCGGAGGCUGCACCGGGCAACGGAGCGCGCAAUAAUAUCUCCAGCUCGCAAUAUAUAUCACAAUUUACUGUCCCAGCUGUGGAGGGAUUUUUCAGAUCCAUCAACUUAUCGGAUGGCAACUCUCUUCAGGACACCCUGCGUCUGCUUACACUCUGGUUCGAUUAUGGCCAGUGGCCAGAGGUGUAUGACGCUGUUGUCGAAGGUAUAAGAUUAAUCGAGAUAAAUACUUGGCUGCAAGUGAUUCCGCAACUCAUCGCCAGAAUCGACACUCCUAGAGCGCUGGUCGGUCGAUGCAUACAUCAUCUUCUCAUAGAUAUAGGAAAAACGCAUCCUCAGGCUUUGGUUUAUCCAUUGACCGUGGCUUCAAAGAGUGCUAGUCACGCGAGAAAGACCGCGGCUAACAAGAUCCUGAAGAGCAUGUGUGAGCACAGUCCGACACUAGUUCAACAGGCUAUGAUGGCGAGCGACGAGCUCAUCAGGGUCGCGAUCUUGUGGCACGAAUUAUGGCACGAGGGCUUGGAGGAGGCCAGUAGAUUAUACUUUGGAGAGAGGAACGUCAGAGGCAUGUUCGACACGCUGGAGCCCUUACACGCUAUGCUCGAAAGAGGACCGCAAACUCUGAAAGAGACCUCCUUCAAUCAAGCUUACGGCAGGGAUUUAAUAGAUGCCCAGGAAUGGUGUAACAGAUAUAAAACCUCUCGGAACGUGCGAGAUUUAAAUCAAGCUUGGGAUUUGUAUUAUCACGUGUUCCGAAGGAUAUCCCGACAAUUGCCACAACUGACUAGUCUGGAAUUGCAAUACGUCAGCCCGAAAUUGCUCAUCUGCAGAGAUUUGGAAUUGGCUGUGCCAGGAAGCUAUAGUCCUGGCCAGCCUAUCGUGAGAAUAGCGAGUAUCCACAGUUCUAUGCAGGUGAUAACUAGUAAACAGAGACCAAGAAAGUUGUGUAUUAAAGGUAGCAACGGUAAGGAUUAUAUGUUUCUACUGAAAGGUCAUGAAGACCUAAGACAAGAUGAAAGGGUAAUGCAAUUAUUCGGUUUAGUGAACACUCUCUUGUUACACGAUCCAGAUACCUUCCGAAGAAAUCUUACUAUUCAAAGAUACGCUGUGAUUCCAUUAUCUACAAAUAGUGGUCUCAUCGGUUGGGUGCCACAUUGUGAUACGCUUCAUACGCUUAUUAGAGACUUCAGAGAGAAGAAGAAGAUAUUAUUGAAUAUCGAACACAGGAUAAUGUUACGCAUGGCACCUGACUACGAUCAUCUCAUGCUCAUGCAAAAAGUCGAAGUGUUCGAGCACGCGCUCGAGCAUACGCACGGCGACGAUCUGGCGCGACUUUUGUGGCUGAAGUCGCCGUCGAGCGAGGUGUGGUUCGAUCGUAGGACGAAUUAUACGCGCUCUCUGGCUGUGAUGUCCAUGGUGGGAUACAUACUCGGUCUCGGCGAUCGUCAUCCGUCUAACUUGAUGCUGGACCGACUGAGCGGUAAGAUACUGCACAUCGACUUCGGGGAUUGUUUCGAGGUGGCGAUGACGCGCGAGAAGUUCCCGGAGAAGAUACCGUUCCGUCUGACGCGGAUGUUGAUCAACGCGAUGGAGGUGACCGGGAUCGAGGGAACGUACAGAAGGACUUGCGAGUCCGUGAUGUCCGUGCUGCAUCGGAACAAGGACAGUCUAAUGGCGGUUCUAGAGGCGUUUGUCUACGACCCUCUGCUCAAUUGGAGAUUGAUGGACAACGCGGUGCCCAAGGGCAAGCGAUCGGACGCUCAAGGCAUGAGCGCCAGCAGCAGCCAGGAGCACGGCGAUAUGCUCGAUUCUCUUACUGCCACGUUACCAAAGAAGGGUGUGCCGUGUAGCAUCGAAAACGGAGCUGAUAAUAAUCAACCGGAAGCCCUGAAUAAGAAAGCUUUGACGAUUAUAACGAGAGUCAGAGACAAAUUGACAGGGCGCGACUUUUCGCACGAGGAAAUUCUCAGCGUGCGACAGCAAGUCGAUCUGUUGAUCCAGCAGGCUACAAAUAACGAAAACCUAUGUCAAUGUUACAUUGGAUGGUGUCCGUUUUGGUAAAUGGAUCUUUUCGUCAAAGAUGAAGUCUCGUAAGUGCAAUCGUUUGCUUUUAUAUUUAAAACUUUACGAAGUUAUUAACUAUGUUUAAGAUUUUUACGAUAACCUCAUCUAUAUAUUUCUGUUAUAUUAUUUAUAUAUAUAACGGUGUAACAAUCACGGCAAACAAAAUGUAUAUUAAAAACAAUUGAUUAAUAGUCAAUGAUAAUAUCGCAUA